This is a messenger RNA of Scomber scombrus (Atlantic mackerel), 1842 nucleotides long. It is a transcript of the gene kcna7, whose product is annotated as potassium voltage-gated channel, shaker-related subfamily, member 7. Gene Ontology annotation, cellular component: membrane; voltage-gated potassium channel complex. Gene Ontology annotation, biological process: potassium ion transmembrane transport; protein homooligomerization. The record is from RefSeq and is a predicted model, not a curated record. The coding region runs from base 1 to 1635 and encodes 544 amino acids. Gene Ontology annotation, molecular function: protein binding; delayed rectifier potassium channel activity. Lineage: Eukaryota; Metazoa; Chordata; Actinopteri; Scombriformes; Scombridae. The transcript is spliced from 2 exons.
AUGGAUAACAAAGAUAAAGGGGGAGGCAAAGGAGGCACAGAAGGAGGAGGGCUGACAGAAGAAAAACAGAAAGCCGAGGAGGCUGGCGAUGAAGACAAGUGGACCAAAGACAAGCACAACAAGCUGGAGAAGGAGGGCAACGAGAAGGAGCCGAGCGGAGAGGCCAAGAGGGGGAACCGUCACUGUCCGUUGAGGAGUGGCUGGGCUCUGACUGAACGCCUGGCCAUCAACGUGUCAGGGAUGCGUUAUGAGACCCAGCUGCGCACCCUCGCUCAGUUCCCAGACUCCCUGCUGGGCAACGCCCGGAAAAGACUUCAAUACUUUGACCCGAUGCGGAAUGAACUCUUUCUGGACAGGAGCCGGGUCUGCUUUGACGCCAUCCUGUACUUCUAUCAGUCAGGCGGGAGGCUUCGGAGGCCUGCCAACGUUCCUCUGGACAUAUUUUUGGAGGAGCUGCGCUUCUACGAGCUUGGAGAGGAGGUCAUCGACCACUUCAAGGAGGACGAAGGCUUCCCAAAAGUAGAGGAGAGUCCUUUACCCAAGAAUGAUCUGCAGCGUAGCCUCUGGAUGCUGUUUGAAUAUCCAGAGUCCUCCGGUGCAGCUCGGAUCAUCGCCAUCAUCAGCGUUGCUGUCAUCAUUAUUUCCAUUCUCAUCUUUUGCCUGGAAACUCUGCCUGAGUUCAGGAAUGAGAAGGAACAGAGGGAGCAAUUCACCACCAUACCUCACCCCACCAUAGCGAAUGAAACCAUCUUGGUCCCACCUGGCUUCACUCCCUUUCAGGACCCCUUCUUCAUCGUGGAGUCUGUCUGCAUUUGCUGGUUCUCCUUUGAACUCAUCAUGCGCUUCAUCUGCGCUCCGAGCAAGGUUCACUUCUUCAAAGACGUCAUGAACACCAUCGACUUCUUCGCCAUCAUUCCCUACUUUGUCACACUGGGCACUGAGCUGGCCAAGGACAAAGGCACGCAGCCCUCCGUGUCCCUUGCCCUCAUCAGGGUCAUCAGGUUGGUGAGGGUCUUCAGGAUCUUCAAGCUCUCUCGUCACUCUAAGGGACUCCAGAUCCUGGGCCAGACGCUGAAGGCCAGCCUGCGAGAGCUUGCCCUGCUCAUCUUCUUCCUCUUCAUUGGGGUCAUAAUCUUCUCUAGCGCUGUCUACUUUGCAGAAGUGGACAAUCCUGACACAUCUUUCACAAGCAUCCCUGAGGCUUUCUGGUGGGCCGUGGUGUCCAUGACAACGGUCGGUUACGGGGACAUGUAUCCGGAGACGGUUGGCGGGAAGCUGGUGGGCUCCAUGUGUGCCAUCGCCGGCGUGCUCACCAUCUCGUUGCCGGUGCCCGUCAUUGUGUCCAAUUUCAGCUAUUUCUACCACAGAGAAACGGAGUGUGAGGACACCUCACAGUUCCACCACGUCGCCACGUCACUCUGGGAAAAGGACGAUGAUGAAGAGGAAGAAGAGGAUGGGAUGGACGAGGGGCCUGAAUACAUGGGAGAUUAUGAACCACUGUACGGGCAGGACAGCAGGGGUAUCAGCCCUCCUCUUAGUGGGACUCUUCUGGCAGGACUAUGUGCAGGGCGGGCAGACAGUUGUCAGAGGGGGAUGAACUUCUACCUCAAUGAACCUCUAGUCACUGAGGUUUGACAGAGAGCAGGACAGACUGUAUUUUCAGGUUUACACUCAAACACUGAGAGUCAAGAUGGGAAGAUGCUGUUGAAAUGUGAAAAAGGAAGGCAGUGUAUAGCAGGAGAUUCAUACUGUAUGAAACUCAAGGACUUGUCAAGCCCAGUUAAUGUCCCUCAUGUGAUCACUGUUUUAAGAUUUUAAACUUUUCAUAGUCGACUCACCGAU